Oncorhynchus kisutch (coho salmon) is the source of this 6938-nucleotide messenger RNA. It is a transcript of the gene map3k22, whose product is annotated as mitogen-activated protein kinase kinase kinase 22. The transcript has 18 exons. Bases 400 to 2226 code for a protein of 608 amino acids. Lineage: Eukaryota; Metazoa; Chordata; Actinopteri; Salmoniformes; Salmonidae. Gene Ontology annotation, molecular function: ATP binding; protein binding; protein kinase activity. The record is from RefSeq and is a predicted model, not a curated record. Gene Ontology annotation, biological process: protein phosphorylation.
AAAGUAGAAGAAGAAGAGAAGACAAGCGGGGAGAGACAGAAACUUUCUUCUCAAAGAGAGCUGAUCUUUUGAAGCUUUCGAGGGACGUCCAGAGGUCACCAGUGGAUUAUUUAUUUACCUGGGAGAGAGCACAUUAUAUUUAAAGGUUUUACCAGGGUUUUCGCCAUUCUUCCUGUCUGUCCAUGGUGGUUUGUAACAGCAAUACGAUCGAUAAUCCUCAUGAAGUGUUUUCAGAAGAAUGAAGACACCCGGGUAACAAGGGUGAAGACUUUACCCGACCGGAGGAGUUGAGCUCGGAGCCGACCGGAGGAGUUGAGCUCGGAGCCGACCGGAGGAGUUGAGCUCGGAGCCGACCAGACCGGAGGAGUUGAGCUCGAAAUUCAACAAGAUCACUUCCGGAUGAUGACAGUAAACAUGGAUGACGAGGAGGCGCUGAACUCCAUCAUGAAGGACCUGGCAGCUCUGGGUCGCUGCUACGCCCAGCAACACGACAGCAGCAGCCACAAACCCAAGCCAAGGACCUUGCUGUACAAACAGGAUUUAAGAGUCAAGCUGGAGCAUGAGAGAGAGAAACGCAUCAUCCCGUUCCAGCGACCUCUGAAAAUCAAGGAGCUGCUCCAGAAGGUCACAGAGGCCUUUGGACAACAGAUGGACGUCUUCUACACAGACAAAGAGCGUCUGGUUCCUCUAAAGAGCCAGGAGGAUCUAGACAGAGCGGUGCUCAACGUGGGCUCUAGCAGCCUGCUCAGACUACUGCUGAAAACUCCCAAGAACAACCACUUCCUACAGGUGGGCAGCAGGGACAAACAGAGCGAGCUUAGGUCGUCCCGUUCUCUAGGGGAUCUGAAGGGUUGUAUACUCAAGAGCUCAGAGAGGGUCCGAAAACACUCCACAGGUUCUCUCCAUGCAGGUCGUAGGUCCCCCCCUCCAGGCUCGGUUCCAGAGGAGCAGCAGCAGAUUGCCAGGCAGGGCUCCUUCACCUCUAUUCACACAGAGGGAGAGUUUAUACCUGAGGGCCUGGAUCAGAAGUUGCUGGAGCCCUUUGGGAGUGCAGGCAACUCUCUGUCCAGCAGCUGUCAAUCAAUAGACCAAGCAUUGGACAGCCCUCCUUUUCCCCAGAACAACCGAGACAACAACUAUCUGAGCCUCAACUAUGAAGGACACCGAGGGCGCCACAGUAAAGGAGGAACUUUCCCUCGUCAAUUCCACUUGUCCAAUGGCAGCAAAGACUACAGCGAUGGUCGGAGGACGUUCCCUCGGAGCUUCAUGCCUCAGGAGAACCUGUUUCAGCUGGUUCCAUCCAGUCAGACCCGGAGUUACAACGGAGACAGCACUCUACAGUACAGCGAUCUCCGUACGCUGGGCCGAGUCCCAGAGAAGAGCUGCCCCCGCAGGGAAGUACCCAGAUCUCCGCAGGCGCCGGUGAACUGGCGUCAGGGGAAGCUGCUGGGUCGUGGGGCGUUUGGGGAGGUAUACCUCUGUUACGACGCCGACACCGGACGGGAGCUGGCCGCCAAACAGGUGCCCUUUGACCCAGAUUGUCAGGAAACCAGCAAGGAGGUGAAUGCUCUGGAGUGUGAGGUUCAGCUGUUGAAGAACCUGCAUCAUGAGCGGAUCGUUCAGUACUACGGGUCUUCCAGGGACCUGGAGAAGAGGAAACUCACCAUCUUUGUUGAGUUCAUGCCUGGGGGUUCCAUUAAGGACCAGUUGAAGGCAUAUGGGGCGCUGACAGAGAAGGUGACGCGGCGCUACACCAGACAGAUCCUCCAGGGAGUCUUCUACCUUCACAGCAACAUGAUCGUACACAGAGAUAUCAAAGGUGCCAACAUCCUGAGAGACUCCACUGGCAACAUAAAGCUGGGGGACUUUGGGGCCAGUAAACGCAUCCAGACCAUCUGUAUGUCAGGAACUGGCAUCAAAUCCGUCACCGGCACACCUUACUGGAUGAGCCCAGAAGUCAUCAACGGAGAAGGAUACGGACGCAAAGCUGAUGUCUGGUCUGUGGCAUGCACAGUGGUGGAGAUGCUUACCCAGAAGCCUCCCUGGGCGGAAUACGAGGCCAUGGCAGCUAUCUUUAAGAUAGCCACGCAGCCCACCAAGCCCUUCCUCCCUGAGGGUGUUUCCGAGGCCGCCCGGGACUUUGUGCGUCAGGUGUUCAUAGAGGAGAAGUGGCGUCCCACGGCCGAGAACCUCCUCUCACACCCCUUCGUCCAAGGGGGGUUCUGACCCUGACCUCUAACACCCCCAGGGCCACCCUGCCUCCCAGGCCUCUCCACAGCUCCAGUCCUCCAGGCUUCUAGGACCCAGCACCACUCGACUCCAGGGCCCAGCACCAUGAUGCCAGACCUGAUCACAACCUGAGCCCCAGUCUCUCUCCUUCACCAGCUAACUGACCCCAGACCUGAUCAUAACCUGAGCCCUAAUCUCUCCUAUAUUUUGUCUGUCUUGUGAUCAGUGGUCACCUUCUAUAUUCUGUUAGGUUAAGAGCAAACUCUGAAAAUACAUCCCACCUGUCAGGACUGUAAGUUAGUCAUCUAGUGUCCCUGUUGUCUUUGAGUAAUAUUCUGCUUCAAAGGGGAUUGUGAACCAUUUUUGUAAUACAUCCUAGAUGAACACUUGCAGUUACCUUAACAGUUGAUGUCUAUACUUUGACCUGAGAUAUGUACAUUUAGUUUUGUCUGAAUUGCCAAAUGCCUUACAAUGACAAGUUGUAAAAUAGCAUUCAUGUACAUUUACAGAAUGACCCUGUUUCUACAUCAUAGCACUCUUUCUAAUUCGGAAAGAGACUAUUGCACAUUUUAUAGCAUGUAUUCAGUAGGUGCCCCAUUGCAGGAUAAUCAACAGGAAAAAAUUUAUGCUGUAAAUAUAUUUGACAUUUUUAUAAUUUCAUAAUGAGAGAAAUUUGUGUUUUUUUAAAUUCCACUGUUUGGAGAAAAAUACACAAACAUUUGUAUUGUUGUGAAUGGUUACUCGCCGUGUAUAAGCAAGCAAUUCUCCUACGCUGACCAGCCUGUUUAAAUCCACGUAUGUGCCGUGUUUCUUCUAUCCCAGUGUAUUGUUCACCAGCACAGAACUGUCCGAAGAGAGUUCAGUAAUACUCCUUGUUCUUCCCAGAGUUGGAAACAAAAAUAACUCUCCCAUCUAGAACAUGGAUUUGUUAGCCAGUGAAUCAGUCCUCAGCCUGAAAUCCAGAACAUGUUUUGUGAUAACUUUCAACUCCAUGUACAGUUGAAGUCGGAAGUUUACAUACACCUUAGCCAAAUACAUUUAAACUCAGUUUUUCACAAUUCCUGACAUUUAAUCCUGGUAAAGAUUCCCUGUUUUAGGUCAGUUAGGAUCACCACUUUAUUUUAAGAAUGUGAAAUGUCAGAAUAAUAGUAGAGAGAAUGAUUUAUUUCAGCUUUUAUUUCUUUCAUCACAUUCCCAGUGGGUCAGAAGUUUACAUACAGUCAAUUAGUAUUUGGUAGCAUUGCCUUUAAAUUGUUUAACUUGGGUCAAAUGUUUCGGGUAGCCUUCCACAAGCUUCCCACAAUAAAUUGGGUGAAUUCUGGCCCAUUCCUCCUGACAGAUGGUGUGACUGAGUCAAGUUUGUAGGUUCUGCCCACAAAUGUUCUAUAGGAUUGAGGUCAGGGCUUUGUGAUGGCCACUCCAAUACCUUGACUUUGUUGUCCUUGAGACAUUUUUCCACAACUUUGGAAGUAUGCUUGGGGUCAUUGUCCAUUUGGAAGACCCAUUUGCGACCAAGCUUUAACUUCCUGACUGAUGUCUUGAGAUGUUGCUUCAAUAUAUCCACCUUUUUUUCCUUCCUUAUGUUGCCAUCUAUUUUGUGAGGUGCACCAGGCCCUCCUGCAGCAAAGCACCCCCACAACAUGAUGCUGCCAUCCCCAUGCUUCACGGUUUGGAUGGUGUUCUUCAGCUUGCAAACCUCCCCCUUUUUCCUCCUAACAUAAGGUCAUUAUGGCCAAACAGUACUAUUUUUGUUUUAUCAGACCAGAGGACAUUUCUCCAAAAAGUACGAUCUUUGUCCACAAACUGUAGUCUGGCUUUUUUAUGUCGGUUUUGGAGCAGUGGCUUCUUACUUGCGGAGUGGCCUUUCAGGUUAUGUCGAUAUAGGACUCGUUUUACUGUGGAUAUAGAUACUUUUGUACCUGUUUCCUCCAGCAUCUUCACAAGGUCCUUUUCUGUUGUUCUGGGAUUGAUUUGUACCUUUUGCACCAAAGUACGUUCCUCUCUAGGAGACAGAAUGCGUCUCCUUCCUGAGCGGUAUGACAGCUGCGUGGUCCCAUGGUGUUUAUACUUGCGUUCUAUUGUUUGUACAGAUGAACGUGGUACCUUCAGGUAUUUGGAAAUUGCUCCCAAAGAUGAACCAGACUUGCAAAGCAAAGAGGCACUGAGUUUGAAAGUAGGCCUUGAAAUACAUCCACACUCAAAUUCUGGAAUUUUCCAAGCUGUUUAAAGGCACAGUCAACUUCUGACCCACUGGAAUUGUGAUACAGUGAAAUAGUCUGUCUGUAAACAAUUGCACAAAGUAGAUGUCCUAACUAUAGUUUUUUUUAUCAAGAAAUCCGUUGACUGGUUGAAAAACUAGUUUUAAUGACUCCAACCGAAGUGUAUGUAAACUUCCGUCUUCAACUGUACUCUGUUGUUUGGAAUGACAAUGCGUGGAAAGUAAGUGUAACCCGAGUGGAUGUGUGAUACUUACUCUUCAGCCUGAAUUGUCCCCACUUGCGCCAGCAAUUAGCUAGCUUUUCACAUGGCGCCGACUGGUAAGAUGCUUCAGGAGUGCAGUCGGUCACGCGUGCUAGCAAGGCAGAGGUCCCGAGUUCAGUUCAGUCCAGGUAUGGGCCAAAUCGGGACGAGGAGGUUACUCGCUAAGCAAGCAGUCCUUUACAUUAGCACAAAUAGAACGUGGAUCUCAGCCACUUUAUCACUCCAGGACCUACCCCUCUCCUGUAGAUGGAAGUCUCCCUGUACCGAGGACCUCUACCCCUCUCCUGUAGAUGGAAGUCUCCCUGUACCGAGGACCUCUACCCCUCUCCUGUAGAUGGAAGUCUCCCUGUACCGAGGACCUCCCCCUUUGCACUCCCACUCGCCAAGUGCCCUUUUGGGUGGUGGCAUAAUCAUUAUUUUUAUAUACAGUUGUUGUUCUGAACCCACUUGCCCCCAAGUUGGUGUACUUUUUUCAUUUUGAGCACCUUCCUCCUGGAAGGUCUGGACACGGCCCUGCUGUAGGUUGUCCUCAGAUGUUGACUGGCAGCUUGGUGCAAACUGUAGGCUACUGUGCUAGACUUGCUACUGCAUGGGACCUAAUGGGAAUGUGAUGUAAAGACUGUUCUGAAUGUUUUAGUAGCUGGUCUGAUUGAGCAGCAACAUCUCACAGGUCCAGGCGUUGCAUCAUAUCAAACCAAACAUUAUUCAAUACUGUCACCAUAUUGCCUUGAAUUGCAUGAUUCAGUCGUCAGCAUGAUUCACUAGACUGCGUCGGGUGGUUCGCUCACUAGACUGCGUCGGGUGGUUCGCUCACUAGACUGCGUCGGGUGGUUCGCUCACUAGACUGCGUCGGGUGGUUCGCUCACUAGACUGCGUCGGGUGGUUCGCUCACGAGACUGCGUCGGGUGGUUCGCUCACGAGACUGCGUCGGGUGGUUCGCUCACGAGACUGCGUCGGGUGGUUCGCUCACGAGACUGCGUCGGGUGGUUCGCUCACUAGACUGCGUCGGGUGGUUCGCUCACGAGACUGCGUCGGGUGGUUCGCUCACUAGACUGCGUCGGGUGGUUCAUUCUGUUUUAUCUUGGGCUGAGAAAGACUUGACAUGGCUUUAGUGUGUGUAUAUAUAUAUAGUAGUAGUAGUAGUAGUAGUAGUAGUAGUAGUAGUAGUAGUAGUAGUAGUAGUAGUAGUAGUAGUAGUAGUAGUGUAACUUUAGCAGAGGCACAACACAUCUAAAGGGCUGGAUCGGGAACGGCGACAGAAGGAGCAGCCAGCUAUGUUCUCCAUAACAGGCUAUAUCAGGCAGCAUCACCAUAACAGGCUAUAUCAGGCAGCAUCACCAUAACAGGCAAAUCAGGCAGCAUCACCAUAACAGGCUAUAUCAGGCAGCAUCACCAUGUAGCUUUAGGACUAUCCUCCCUCUCCUUAUAACCAUGUCACUCCCAUGUCACUCCCUCUCCUUAUAACAGUGUUACUAAGUUAUGAGCAAACUGAUGGAUCAACAGUAUUCACCAUGCCACUGCCUUGUCUCACACUGCUCUUAGUUCAGGAAACAAUCACUUUACCUGACUGUGGAACACAUUUAAUAAACGACCUGACUGUGGAACACAUUUAAUAAACGACCUGACUGUGGAACACAUUUAAUAAACGACCUGACUGUGGAACACAUUUAAUAAACGACCUGACUGUGGAACACAUUUAAUAAACGACCUGACUGUGGAACACAUUUAAUAAACGACCUGACUGUGGAACACAUUUAAAUAGGUGGUGAAUGUGCAUUCUAAUGUAAUGUAGGCCUGUGCUGCCCAAUGCCAGAGUCUAGAUGCUGUGUUGUAGAGGGACAGACGGCACAAUGCCAGAGUCUAGAUGCUGUGUUGUAGAGAGACAGACGACACAAUGCCAGAGUCUAGAUGCUGUGUUGUAGAGAGACAGACGGCACAAUGCCAGAUCUAGAUGCUGUGCUGUAGAGAGACAGACGGCACAAUACUAGAUGCUGUGUUAUACACAGAGCACAUUAUUGGCUUUGCUGGCGUUCUCCUGUAAUAAAUAAAUUAUUGUACUGUAAAUACAUAUUUUAUGGCACUUUUAUAUGAAAUGACAUUUCAUUAUACCUGUUAGAUUCCCAUGCUAUAGAGAUUGUCUGAUCCAGAGAGUGGCUCAUGACAAGGAGCAGUAUGUAUGGACUGUACUAUAUACACUGCUCAAAAAAAUAAAGGGAACACUAAAAUAA